AUGGAUGACUAUACACUAGGAGAGCUGAGACACAUCCUGACGACAGUUUUCCUAUCGGGAUUCGCCGACAUCUUGCUGAAGCCAGUGAUGACUGACGUCACCGUCGCCGCGGUUUGCUCCGGUCCAAAAGACUCAUGUUCUCUCGCCGUGUACCUCACCGGAGUACAACAAGUGACAGUAGGACUAGGGACAAUGGUAAUGAUGCCAGUGAUUGGGAAUCUAUCAGACCGAUACGGAAUCAAAGCAUUGCUCACUAUACCUAUGUGCCUCUCUAUUCUCCCUCCAGUGAUAUUAGGGUAUAGAAGGGAUACCAAUUUCUUCUAUGCAUAUUAUAUAACCAAGACUCUCUUUGAUAUGGUAUGCGAAGGAACCGUUGACUGUCUUGCUCAUGCUUAUGUCGCAAAAAAUGUUCAUGGUAGACAAAGAAUAUCAAUGUUUGGAGUUUUAGCCGGCGUUAGAACAGUUUCAGGUGUUUGUGCAACAUUCUCAGCUCGUUUCUUACCCAUAGCUUCGGCUUUUCAGGUUUCAGCUGUAUCACUAUUGAUUGGUCUAGUGUACAUGAGAAUUUUCCUAAAAGAGAGAUUACACAGCAAUAAUGAUGACGAAGAUGAUAGUGUUGAUCUAAAGAUGAGAGUUGAGCCGAGUCUAAUUAGAGACGCACCAACUAAAACACAUGUCUUCAACACUAAGUACUCCUCUCUCAAAGAUAUGAUAAGCUUGAUAAAGAAUAGCACCAUACUUAUUCAAGCAUUGGUUGUUACAUUCUUUGCUACCUUCUCGCAAAGUGGAAUGCACUCAGCUUUCUUGUAUUUUCUGAAAGCCCGAUUUGGGUUCACAAAAAAUGACUUUGCCGAGCUCUUGCUUUUGGUUACCAUCAUUGGCUCCAUCUCUCAGCUGUUUAUAUUGCCGAUAUUGGUUUCUGCCAUUGGAGAACGUAAAGUGUUAUCAACCGGGCUUCUUAUGGAAUUUUUCAAUGCAGCUUGUCUAAGUGUUGCAUGGUCAGCCUGGGUUCCUUAUGCCACAACCGUGCUUGUACCCGGAGCAAUGUUCAUAAUGCCAUCAGUUUGUGGUAUUGCCUCAAAACAAGUUGGAUCCAGUGAACAGGGCAAAGUCCAAGGAUGUAUCUCCGGGGUAAAGGCUUUUGCUGGAGUUAUGGCUCCAUUUGUAUAUAGCCCAUUGACAGCGUUGUUUCUAUCGGAUAAUGCACCAUUCUAUUUCCCUGGAUUCAGCCUUCUAUGCGUCGCAUUCUCUGUGAUGAUUGGAUUCAUUCAAAGUCUUCUGAUUAAAGACCAUUCUUCUCUGCCGUAAGUAAACAUCAGAAUCAACAACACUUCAAAAUCAGAAGCUUGAUAAGAGAUAUCAACUUGUUUCGAGAGAUUAUUUUUGUUACAUGCCGUCGUUUACUUGUCGUGAUACAAAACUUCUAAACUAGAUUUAU
Capsella rubella is the source of this 1438-nucleotide messenger RNA. Its product is annotated as multidrug resistance protein 2. Bases 1 to 1308 code for a protein of 435 amino acids. Gene Ontology annotation, biological process: transmembrane transport. The record is from RefSeq and is a predicted model, not a curated record. Gene Ontology annotation, molecular function: transmembrane transporter activity. The transcript is spliced from 14 exons. NCBI's taxonomy places the organism in Eukaryota, Viridiplantae, Streptophyta, Magnoliopsida, Brassicales, Brassicaceae.